AUGAGUUUGGAAUCCUCUAGUGGUGUACUCAAAGACCAGAAACGUGCAGAGGUCUUCGUGUCUGAAGUUGAUACUGGCGCUCAGCUAGUUGCUGGGUUGAAUUCAACUCUUGAGCCCGAUGAGGCUUUGAGAGUAAGGAGGAAGAUCGAUAGAUAUGUCAUGCCUCUGAUGUGUGUUCUUUACGGGAUCCAAUUCAUGGACAAGUUAACCUUGGGUUCUGCGGCCAUCCUUGGAAUUCAGCAGGCCGCGCACCUGACUACGAAUGAGUACAAUUGGCUUGGCACUGCAUUCUAUCUUGGUUACAUUCUCUUCCAGUAUCCCCAGAAUCUUGCCCUUCAAAGAUUCCCGGUCGGGAAGUGGAUGAGUAUCAAUAUCUUCAUCUGGACAGUUGUACUUGCAUCUCAUGCAGCGUGCAAGAGCUUUCGUGGGCUUCUUGUCGUGCGCUUGUUGCUGGGCGUAUGUGAGGGGUCGAUCACUGCUGGAUUCUUGAUCAUUAGCUCCAUGUUCUACACGCGGACGGAACAGACGCUACGGGUUGGGUAUUGGUCUCUGAUGCUUGGCACUGCCCAAAUAAUAUCUGGUUUCAUCAGCUUUGGUGUUUUGCACAUCAAAACCACAGGGUUUGAACCAUGGCAAUGGCUUAUGAUCAUCACCGCUAUAAUGACGAUGAUCCUUGCGAUCUUAUUUUGGUUCUUGUUUCCUGAUUCGCCUACGAAUGCCUGGUUCCUUACUCCCGAUGAGCGAGUGAAAGCCGUGCAGCGCCUCAAGGAAAACCAAACAGGGGUGGAAAACAAACACUUCAAGAUGGAGCAAAUGAUCGAAGCCCUGACUGACCCCAAGACAUGGCUCUUCGCUCUCCUCUCGGCUCUAUGCAAUGUGCCUAGCUCAAUGUUAAAUCAACAAUCACUCAUCCUUGCUUCGUUCGGAUUCAGCUAUCUACAGACAACUCUCUUGUCCUGUAUUCCUGGUGUGAUUCAAAUAUUGACAAUCUUCACUGGUGUUCGGCUUGCAAUACGACGGCCUAAUUCCAGAGCAUACGUCGCUGCUAUGUACUUUGUCCCGGCGUGGUUGGGCGUCUUGCUGGUCAAUCUAAUUCCUUGGUCGAAUCAGGCUGGACUUCUUGCCGGCCAGUUCCUAGCUGGAUUCCCGGUGCCCGGAUUCGUACUGACAUUAUCAUGGCUAAAUAACGUGACUGCUGGUCAUACAAAGAAGGUUGUUACUAACGCCACUAUACUCUCGGCUUACUGCGUUGGCAACGCAGCUGGUCCUUUGAUGUGGAAGGCACAAUAUAAGCCGCGCAACCACAUCCCAUGGGCUGUGAUCGGCACAUGCUACGUCGCCUGCCCGUUACUUCUCCUUGUCAUCCGUGCCGUUCUCGUCCGGGAAAAUCGAAUCCGCGAUGCAGAGCCUGUUGAUGACGGAGAAGAAUAUGUUAUCGAGCGAAUCACAGAGGAUGGGAAGCAUGUGGAAGUCAAAGUUGACAAGGAAUUCCUGGAUCUGACAGAUAGGCAGAAUAGGGAUUUCAGAUACGUUUUGUAAUAAUAUUAAGCAAUCUUGGUCCUUGAUCCGGUAAUUAGUAUUGCGAAAUGGC
Messenger RNA from Suillus subaureus, 1591 nucleotides. RefSeq names its product MFS general substrate transporter. Gene Ontology annotation, biological process: transmembrane transport. Gene Ontology annotation, cellular component: membrane. Bases 1 to 1539 code for a protein of 512 amino acids. The record is from RefSeq and is a predicted model, not a curated record. NCBI's taxonomy places the organism in Eukaryota, Fungi, Basidiomycota, Agaricomycetes, Boletales, Suillaceae. The transcript has 19 exons. Gene Ontology annotation, molecular function: transmembrane transporter activity.